AUUUCACACUUAAAAGAUCACCAAUAGGUAAUCCUUCCAUCUCACCCAUUGUCAACUCAAUCAACAACUCCACUCCACAUGGUGCCUAAAUAAUUUAUGUAUAUGUACAGUGACACACAAAGAUCAAUUAUAGUAGCAUAUCUGUCUAUCUCUAAAUAUUUGCAGAGUAAGUUGAAAGACAACAAUGGCGAAAGAGGGAACAAAAGUGGGAAGAAUCAAAUUGGGCUCGCAGGGAGUUGAAGUGUCUGCUCAAGGGCUUGGUUGUAUGGGUAUGUCUGCUUUUUAUGGGCCACCCAAACCCGAACCCGACAUGAUCAAACUGAUCCACCAUGCCAUCAACUCUGGUGUCACUUUUCUUGAUACUUCCGAUAUAUAUGGGCCCCACACUAACGAAAUCCUCCUUGGCAAGGCUCUGAAGGGAGGAAUGAGAGAGCGAGUUGAGUUAGCAACAAAAUUUGGCAUUAGUUCUGAAGAUGGAGAGAGAGAAGUGCGUGGAGAACCAGCCUAUGUAAGGGCAGCAUGCGAAGCUAGCUUAAAGCGACUUGAUGUUGACUGCAUUGACCUGUACUACCAGCACCGAAUUGAUACACAUGUGCCCAUUGAAGUAACGGUUGGAGAACUUAAGAAGCUGGUUGAAGAGGGUAAAAUAAAAUAUAUAGGUCUAUCCGAGGCAUCAGCAUCAACAAUUAGAAGAGCACAUGCAGUUCAUCCAAUAACAGCAGUACAAUUAGAAUGGUCUCUAUGUUCAAGAGAUGUAGAGGAAGAAAUUAUCCCUACUUGCAGAGAACUCGGUAUUGGGAUUGUGGCUUACAGUCCACUAGGAGGGGGCUUUUUGUCAUCAGGUCCAGAGCUGCUUGAGGAUUUGUCAAAUGAAGAUUUCCAAAAGGGCGAGAAUCUUGAGCACAAUAGAAAGUUGUACAAGCGGAUUUGUCAAAUGGCUUCAAAGAAGGGAUGCAGCCCUUCUCAACUAGCCUUGGCCUGGGUACAUCACCAAGGAAACGACGUGUGUCCCAUCCCCGGCACCACUAAGAUCGAAAACUUGAACCAGAACAUUGAAGCUUUGUCCAUAAAGUUAACAUCAGAAGACAUGGAAGAACUUGAAUCCAUUGCUUCAGCUAAUGUAGUCCAGGGUGAUAGGUACAAAGAUUCAGAAACUCCACCCCUUUCAGCAUGGAAGGCUAAAUAAAUGAUGCAAUUGCCUAAUUAGUGUCUUCUGUUUUGAGUUGAGUCGUUUUUGUGUUGUGCCCUGAGAAAACAUAGUUUUUCUGUUUCAAACUAUUGUGCCACUUGCUGAUGGUUCAAAUAAUAAAAUUCUCAUCUCUGUUUGUUGGCUUUUA
This is a messenger RNA of Lycium ferocissimum, 1337 nucleotides long. Its product is annotated as auxin-induced protein PCNT115-like. Gene Ontology annotation, cellular component: cytoplasm. The transcript is spliced from 5 exons. NCBI's taxonomy places the organism in Eukaryota, Viridiplantae, Streptophyta, Magnoliopsida, Solanales, Solanaceae. The coding region runs from base 185 to 1186 and encodes 333 amino acids. The record is from RefSeq and is a predicted model, not a curated record.